Molecule: messenger RNA, 2370 nt
Organism: Anguilla anguilla (European eel)
Lineage: Eukaryota; Metazoa; Chordata; Actinopteri; Anguilliformes; Anguillidae
Gene: nrm
Product: nurim
Exons: 4
Coding region: 25-849 (274 amino acids)
Cellular component (GO): nuclear membrane
Source: RefSeq, a predicted model, not a curated record
GGAAACAUAUUUUUAUUGCGUGAAAUGGCGUCUGUUACGGGUCGCAACUUGACAAUCUGCAUCGUUGCCCUCAUCAACUUCGUGUUCGUUUUCGGAACUGGGGCCGAAUUUGUCCGGUUCAUCUCCUUCAGAGCAAUUUACCACAACAUCACGGGAGGGCCACCGCUAUGUCGGGAUUCGGUGUCGUGGUCCGAGGCCCUGCGUGACAGCUCUGUGCUGCGUGCGGCGGGGGUGGACCUGGCGCUGCUGGCUCUGUUUGCAUGCCAGCACAGCCUCCUCGCCUGGGACCCGGUCAAGCGGGCGUGCCAGUCUGUCCUCGGGGUCCUGAACCGGGCUUUCUACUGCUCAUCCACGGCCCUGGCGCUCCAGGUUCUCAUGCGUUGCUGGCAGCCGGUGACCAGCGCCCCCUGCCUGUGGACCGUGAGCAGCGCGCCCUGGAACACCUGGUUCCCCCUGCUGUGCUUCACGCUGCACUUCCUGUGCUGGGCCAUCAUCUGCAGCAUCCUGCUCAUUUUCGACUAUCCGGAGCUGCUGGGCAUCAAACAGGUGUAUUACGAGUGUCUGGGUUUGGGGGACCCCCUGUCGCUGAAGUCGCCCCGAGCCCAGCGGCUGUUUGCUCACCUGCGCCACCCGGUGUGCCUGGAGCUGUGCGUGGUCCUGUGGCUCCUCCCCACGCUGCCCCUGGACCGCCUGCUCCUGGCCGGGGGACUGACGGCCUACCUGGCCCUGGCGCACUCCCUGGAUAAGCAGGACUGCCAGUACCUCAGCAUCCAGCUGUCCAGCAAGCUGCAGCUCUUCAGCUCGCCACCAGAGGGCAGCGCCGAGGUCAACGGUAACAAGCAAGACUGAAGAACAAAAAGCGCUUCCUAUGCCACGCCCCAGAAUGGACUUCCUUGCUUCCUGCUUUCCAUAAAGAACAAACUUUAAGACUUAUUGCAGCUAUAAAGUUAUUUACCUUUUCAAAUGUUUUUUUUUUUUGCCUUAUUAUGGCUUCCACUCCAUAUUACGAGAAAUGAGAAGAGAUUGUAAAUUUGCACUGGUGUACCGUCUGCAUGCACACUGAUGGGGGGGGGGGGUGGCUUGGAAGGGAGGAACGUGUGGUUUAGAACCUGACAUUUAGGCCCUGUUCACAUUUGGAUUGGGUAAUGGACCAAUCAAGGUCGGGAGUCUUGCCUGUUUGAUGCAAAUAACAGCCCAUGCCCCCUCUGUCAUGCCAGAUGAGUGAUUCCAGCCACAGUGAUAUUAUUGUUCAUAUGGUUCAUUUUAAUUAUGACCCCAGUUAGCGGCUGUUCUGAGGCCUGCCAAAUGCGAGGCCGGUGAGCAAUGUGGGCUCCUGGUAUCUACACUGCUGGGGCAUAGUAACUCUUGGCCAACAAUAACAUGUAUUUUACCACCAGUGUUUUGCAACUUAAAGUAGUUCAAUGAUUUGUUUUAAGGUUAUUUAUUUUUUAAAGUAAUCUUGAACUUGAUUAGCCAGCAUCGGUGCGGAAAAUUCGACUUCCAUUUAUUUUUGUCAGAUGAAAUUCCUUUGCCUCCAUCUUUGUGUUAUUCUGUCAGUUGUGCGUGAUUGUGUUUUCGGCUUGUGUGGUUCGGAGGGAGCGAAUCGGAGGUGCGACGGAAGGGUGCAUUGGCUCAUCCUGUCUGUCGCAUGCAUUGCUCUCUGUCCUUUCAUUUGGAUGUGACAGAAACACCAGCAUUUUAACCAAAAAAGUGCGAUUAUGAAGAUUGUGCAAUGUCUUAUAAAUAAUUUUUCAAGCGUUAAACAAUCAAGCAGACUGGUUAGCCAGACCAAAAACUUCUUAUCACUAUGCACUUUUAGUGGCGAAUGGUGUGCCUUCUUAAUACCCGGGUUUAAAUCGUGGUUUUACAUGUUUUUUGUGUUGAAACCUUUGAGUUCUUUAAGAAAAAAGUCUUUCCCCCAUCUUCAGCCCUCUCAGGGGCCGAACAGCGGCGCCAUGGAGCGAAACAGAAAGCAGCUGAUUGGCUAAAGUAAAUCUUUUAUACGUGAGUCCGAUUUUGAAAUGCCUAUUUGUAUGCCUUUAAAAAAAAUGCUUCUGGUAAACUUGAAUACGAGGAGUUAAAAUGCAGCUGCACCUUAUUUACACAGGAGCGGGGUGCGAGCUCUUGACUGUGCAGUUUUUACACAGGAGCGGGGUGUGAGUGCUUGACUGUGCAGUUUUUACACAGGAGCGGGGUGUGAGCGCUUGACUGUGCAGUUUCAGGUGUUAGUGUGUUGCAUGUCCUGGGCUGUUACGAAGACUGUUUAAUUGGUAGCGACACUGAAAUAUAGUUUGUUUGAACUGCCACAUAGCAUAUGUAUUUUUAUUGUAAGAAAAUAUGCCUUUUCUAAAUACACAAGCGAGCUUAAUA